AUGAACACUCCAGUAGAAAAUCUGCAAGAAAUUACUGAUUUGAUAUCGAUGCUUACUAAAUAUAUAGAUUCUGACGCUGAAUCAUUACUAGAAGACGAAAUAACACUAUUUAAUGAACAAUUCUUUGAAAAAGCAUUUAUUUGCUUGAGUUUUCCAGAUGAAGGAAUUGCUGGUAAAACUCUCAAACUUCUUUAUAAUAUGACAGUUUAUUUAAGUAGUUUUAAAGAAAUAUUUCGUUAUGUUGAUCAGCAAUUCAUAGAUCUUGCAUUUGAUAUUCCCAAUAGGUUUCCUAGGCUUAUUAUACCAUCGCUCACGUUCAUAUAUAAUUUAUUUUUUGUUUCAUAUGAAAUUUUCGCACUUUCUCUAAAUAGAAUGGUUGAUUUGAUUGAAAUGACAAAGAAUGUUAAUGACAAAGCGACAUACAACAGUUCUGUUGAAUACAUGUACAUUCUUAUUAAGGAUUUUCAUAAUGCAGUUGAAUUUCCAGAAAAUUUCUUAUACGAUUAUUUAUUAUGGGCAACAUUAAAUGGAGUCAACAUGAUGAGAGUAUAUUCAACAGUUCAAAUCGUUUUGGAAAUUUAUCAUGAUGGAAUUGAAGUUUUUGUUCAUGAUUCUGCAUUGAUUGGCCAAAUAUUAGUCACAUUAGCUGAUGCUUCUCAACAAUCUGCGUUUAUACCUGCAAUAACUAUAUUAAUUUGGCUAAUAGAAAAAACAGAUUACAUGACUACAUCAAUAAUCAUUGAUGUAGUAAAUCAUUUAGAUGAAUUAUUGCAUGAUUCGGGAGAAGCAACCGUAAAAGCUUGGGAAUUAAUGGAAAUAAUAUCACAAAGAUCACAAUUUUUAUCAAAUGAACUUCUUGAGACAAAUUUCGUUCAGAAUGUUCUUGAUGUGUUUAUGUUCGAAUCUAGCGUUCGCGCUGAUGCUAAAAUUAAAGCAGUUCGUGCUUUAAUUAAUUUCAUUUUAGUUUUAUCAGAUGAACAACUUAAUUUCUUGCCAAUGGAUUCCAUACUUGAAUUAUUUGAAGAAGUAGAGACAGAUUCCAUUAUUCCUGAUGAUUUACUCAAUCAAGUUAAAAUUAAGUUAACUCGCCAAAAUUAA
This is a messenger RNA of Trichomonas vaginalis G3, 1098 nucleotides long. Its product is annotated as armadillo (ARM) repeat-containing protein family. The transcript has a single exon. Bases 1 to 1098 code for a protein of 365 amino acids. The record is from RefSeq and is a predicted model, not a curated record. Lineage: Eukaryota; Parabasalia; Trichomonadida; Trichomonadidae.